AUGAAUGAGGAGGAAAUUGUUCAUGCAUUAAAUACAAAUGUUCGGAAUGCAAUGGUGAUGAUGAAAAAUUCUUCUUCACGUACAUUCGACGAGUUUGAAGAGGAUUUUAACAUCAUCAAGAAGGAAUUAUUGCACAAUAAGAGAAGUAUUCAAAAUUCUGGUUCACAUUCAACCUCUCAAAUACCAGAGAAGAAUGAUAUUGGAUAUUUAAAUCAUUGGAAAAAGAAAGGAUAUUUAUUCUAUGAUUAUUUAUGGAACAAGGUUUUGGAUCGGAGAGAGAAAAUCAUGAAUCAUCAAGAUAGAAUUGCCAAACAAGAAUACUCUCCAAACACAUGGGCGAUUCCCGAUGAGAAAUUUGAAUUACAUAUAGACAAGAAACAAAGUUUAAACAAGGAUCGUCCAUCUCUAUUCACCAAUCAAGAAGGUGGCUCCUCCGACAUGAUGCAUUCAGAACACGUUGAUGAGCCUCUUGUGGAGAAUCGAGACAUUUUGAAAAAGUAUGGACUCUCUACUCGUUCCUCUUCUCGUGGAAGAAGAAAUAGAGGCUCUUCUUCAGACACAAUGAAACAUCAUGCCGCAGCAUUGACACUUUCUCAAACACACAAUUUUAGGUCCAUGUACAUGCCUCGAAAUUUAAACCCUGUGGACUUUAAUAAUGGUGAUGUGGAAUUGUUUAAUACUCUCAAAAAUUUAUUGUCUCAUCAAUCGAUUCAGAGAGAAGAGUUGAUACGACAAGAAUUGAGUUUAAUGUUACAAGAAGAUGAUUAUUUUGUUGAAAAGAUUUUUGAACGAUACACGUCUCUUCAAAACACAAUGACACUCGAGCAAUAUGUGGAUACUGUAAUGGACAUGCUGUAUCAGCAGGGUCUCAAACGAAGAAAUGCCCAAAAUACUUCAAUCCAAUUACUUCAGGGACAUUCAUUGAAUGAAGGCCUAGAUAUUCCAUCAUUACCAGAUAAUCGAUUGACACAUGCAAGAAAAUCAUUACAUCAAGUCAUUCCCAAUGCAGAUGCCAACAAACAUUUGGCGUAUCAAAUUCAGAGACAAUAUGAGUUUUCGAAACAAGUAGCGAGUGUGUUCAAUAAUCGUGCCGAUCGAAAAUUAUUUCAAGACAAUCCUAUGGGCUUGCCAUGGUUGGACCCUUCCACUGAAAUGUAUCAUCCCUUUGCUUUUGAUCAAGUUGUUUUUGAACCCAUGUUGAAACAAUCGACAGCACGGAAGGAAUUGAAAAAGAAGGACAAGACGCAACCAGCAUUCGCACAGCAGAAGGAGACAAUUCCAUUACUUCCAAAAAGAAAAAGGCGUGAAAAAACAGGUUUCAUGUCAAAUUCAUUGUUCUCGAAUAUGGGAUUUAUGUGA
This is a messenger RNA of Naegleria lovaniensis, 1359 nucleotides long. RefSeq lists its product as uncharacterized. The record is from RefSeq and is a predicted model, not a curated record. Bases 1 to 1359 code for a protein of 452 amino acids. Lineage: Eukaryota; Heterolobosea; Eutetramitea; Acrasida; Naegleriidae. The transcript has a single exon.